UGCUGAGGCUGUGUAGGGGCUGCGAUGCGGCAGCAGGACUUCAGCACAGUUUAGUCGUAGUUUAAUGUAAAACUGAACUAUGGAUCAUUCUGCUGCAGUUUCACAUCACCUGUAGCUCAGGCAGCACCGGGAGCACUGGGGAGCUGGCUUUCUCUUCUGUGGACUUUCAUCUGUCGGCGGCAGACAGUGUGCCAGUAAGAUGCAGCUACAACUGUGUUGACCAACAGCAGCUCAGCAAGUCACAACACUGGACAGCUGACAGGGCCUGGAUGAGAUACUGGGUCAGCGUGUGAGUUGGUAACCCUGCCUGAGUGUGCGAUGUGUGGACCUGCCCUGCCCCUGUGUCUGCUGCUCUGGAUAGCAGGAACGACUGUUUCCAGGACGCAAGGUGAGGUCAUAGCUCCUGCCACUCUGAGAGCAGAGGCAGGUCGUCCCCUGCUGCUGGGCUGUAAUCUCACCUCGGCGACAGGCGACACCGUCCGGCAAGUGCGCUGGCUCAACAGGCACAACAAGAUCCUCCUGGCGUACCAACAGAGCGUCCCCAUCCGCGUCAGCCAUCAAGAACCCAACGUGCAGCUCACUGCCUCCCACAACGACGCCAGCUACAUCACCAUCAAGAGGGUGCGGUCUGAUGACGAGGGCUGUUACCGCUGCAUCUUUGAUGUUUAUCCCUCGGGCAAGCAAGAAGGCAGGACGUGCAUCACCGUCACAGGUAAAGUGCACCUGGAGGGCAACAAGACGGCCGUGAGCGGGAAGCCGGCCACCCUGUCCUGCUGGUAUGGCCUCCCUGAGAGGGUGCACCAGGUGCUGUGGAGGAAGACGGCCGAGCAGGGCGACACCACCACCGUGGCCUCCUACGCCAAGCACGGCCACCAGAACAUAGUGGGGCAGUUCAUAGGUCGAGUUAGCUUGAGCCGAACCCUGGGCGACACCCAGUUGACCAUCCAGGCGGUCAGGACGGAGGACGAGGCCUGCUACACCUGCGAGUUCCACACAUACCCAGACGGCAUCAAAAGCGCCACCGCCUGCCUCUCUGUUUAUGUUUUACCCAAACCAGAGGUGAGCCAUGUGACCUCAUCCUCAGGAGUCACUGAGGCAAACUGCACCGCCCAGGCCCGACCUGCAGCAGAGAUCAUGUGGAACAUCGACGGGGACAACCGGACGCUUGGACCGCCCAUUUCUUCUGUGUACGAUCAGGGCGACGGCACGACGAUAGUGACGAGCACGCUGUUCUUCCAAUCAGGGUUGCUCAAUGAUCUGUCCGUCAAGUGCAUCGUGCACCACCAGGGUCUGGAGAAACCCCUCACAGUGUACCUCAACACAAACGUGGGUCCAGCCAUGGUCAUCCUCCUCUCGGUGUGCGGCGUGGCAGUGGUCCUCCUCCUGUGUCUGUGUGUGUGUCUCUGCAAGUGCUUCAUCUGUACUGACGAGUGAUUUGGAGCCUGCCGUCACUGCUGCUUUGAUGGAGGUCCAGCGGAGCUCUGAGCCUGACCUAGCUGCUCAGCACCGUGCCCUCCAGCUCAGCGUGCAGCGAGGAAGGGAACAGAGCUGAGCCAACACUGCUGGUUCUGCUUCCAUGAGCUGGGAAGAUACUGCUAGUGCAGACACACAUUUCUCUUGUCAUUUACUACAAAGUAAACAGAACUAAAACCACGUUGUUUAAUGCUACAUAUUAUACUUAUUGUAGAAAAGUUGCUUUGAUGAUUGAUGAAGUCCUUCUGAUAUGAAUAGAGGGUUUUGGGUUUGCAUCAUUAUAUCUUAUGCCAUCAUGGAGGUCCAGUGGUCCGGCUAAAGUGAUACUAUAAAAAGGUUGAUGCCGUGUGUGUGUGUGUGAAAGGUUACGUCAAUUCUCAGAUGUUGAACAGCGUGAUAAGUUAUAUAUUUUUCUUAAAUUUAGGUUGAUAUAUCUAGCUUGAGUAGAGUUUGCUCAGUUGGUUUGAAGUGUUUUUGACUUUGAUGGGUAGCUUAUUAAGGAAAUAAAAUCAACUAAUGGUAUCUAAAUGUAAAUACAUCAAUAAAUAAUUUAUCAGAGGUGGAAUUUAUUAGUUCCCGUUAAAAAAUAACACAAAAGUUGCCUUAAAAAAAUACUUUUUCUAUAUUCUUUUAAAGCUCUAUAAAACAUGGUUUCAAAUCUUAAUUCUUUCUGAAUAAGCAACAAUCAAAGUGAAAGCUGAUUAGGUAUCUUUACGUAUUAUUUAGAGUAUAAUGCUGAAAAACACAGGUAAUCGUCAUCAGGUCAUGGUGUGAGUGUAGUUUGAUCAGAUUUGAAUGACAGUGAUCUGGCAACAUAAGCAAAGAAACCCCACAACUGUCAUCAGAUUUUAACUGAAACUUUGCUCAAUCCUGAUUGGUGCACGGACGUACUACGUGACGUCACCUUUUUCCAACUGAGCCCCAUACACUUCAAACUAGUGAGAAGAGCACAGAGAAAAACAGAAAUCCCCUAAUAGGAAUAACGAAAACUGUUCUAACUUUGCCGGAAAUGCUGUCUUCAUGUAGGACCCCAUCGCUCACAGCUGACUGAGAAAAUAGUUUUCAGGGCCUUUAAGCUGACUGCAAAUUAGAGACACAUCAGCUGUUCUUUGCCACUGCUGCCUGACUGCUGUAGACCUCCAAAAUGCCCACCACAGGGUGUUGUGUCACCUGACAACCCUCUAUUUGUGGUUGUCAGUGAGACAACCCUUUUUGUGAACCAGAAAAGAAGGAUGAUUAAAAGGGUGCCAAUUUUGAACUGGACUUGCAUGGUACAGUAAAUCAAAAAGAAGCAGGGGGACAGAGGCCAUAAUCUGAGUUUUAGAGAACCAGCCCUGUUGUGACUCAGACUGAAAGGAGGGUUUGAGUGGGACUUAAUGAAAGGUUUGUCAUUUGUAGCUGCUGUGUAGUGCGGGACAGAGAAGGGUGGUCGACCUGGUCGACCUUCAUGUGCUCGGUGGUUAACGCCGCCCAAACGAUUCCUGUGUGGAUGAACCCUGCAGUUGUGAAUCACUGUUUGUGUGAGACCAAGACUGUGUGUGUGUGUGUGUGUGUGUUUUGAAAGUGAAAGAAAUUUGAAGGGUGUCUAUCUGUCUGUGUGUGUGUGUGUGUGCGCGCGUUUGUUUGCGUUGUUGUAUAGUAUUUCAUGACUUACAGAGCCGUAGUGUAGGAGCACCAGUGUUAAGAAUUUAACUUUUUAUUUGGGAAAAUAUUAAUAUAGGCCUAUAUGGGCUGUGUACAGUAUAGUUAAUUUUGUUGAAAAUCACAUACUCUAUUAACAAACACAGCUGUUGGAUGGUUACACUUAAAGUCUACUUUUACAUUAAAGUCAAUUAUCUGUAUAUAAAGACAAUUAUAAGGUUAAAAUGUUAAUAAAUGCCUACACUGAAGUUUAAAAACUUAGCAAAGUUGUCUACUUGCUGUUUCAUUUUCUUUCAGUUCAAUAGUUAUUCAGUCAUCAGUCUUAAGUGUCAACAGUGUUAUAUUUUUUUGACCAGCAUUCACCUUUUUAGUAUCUGUAAGAGUUGAUAAAUAGUUUCCUGUACUGGUGCUGCAUAAAUCUGAAGUUAAAAGUGGAUCAGAAAUAAAACCUGAGACUUUG
Messenger RNA from Siniperca chuatsi (mandarin fish), 3574 nucleotides. RefSeq names its product OX-2 membrane glycoprotein-like. Gene Ontology annotation, molecular function: cell-cell adhesion mediator activity. The coding region runs from base 319 to 1434 and encodes 371 amino acids. NCBI's taxonomy places the organism in Eukaryota, Metazoa, Chordata, Actinopteri, Centrarchiformes, Sinipercidae. The record is from RefSeq and is a predicted model, not a curated record. The transcript has 8 exons.